Molecule: messenger RNA, 937 nt
Organism: Lucilia cuprina (Australian sheep blowfly)
Lineage: Eukaryota; Metazoa; Arthropoda; Insecta; Diptera; Calliphoridae
Exons: 1
Coding region: 115-882 (255 amino acids)
Cellular component (GO): chitin-based extracellular matrix
Molecular function (GO): structural constituent of chitin-based larval cuticle
Source: RefSeq, a predicted model, not a curated record
ACUCUAUCAUACCAUUUUUAGGCGAGUACUAGUUAACGUCAAUUUAAUCUAGCAGCGCUUUCAGAAAACCCUAACAACGAAAUUAAUAAAAUUAAAACUAAACCUAAAAGAAAAAUGAAAAUUUGUUUUGCAUUUUUGACUUUGUUAGGCCUUACCCAGGCGGCCAGUUUAUCUUAUUUGGUGGCACCAGCAUUACGUUCGUAUCCCAUUGUCUAUGGCAGUCAAACAUCAUCCAUUAUAACACCCGUACAGCAUCAGUAUCAUACACAAGAUGAAUUAGGUCAAUAUGCCUAUGGCUACAGUGAUCCUCUAUCUACUAAACAAGAAGUACGUUCAUUAGAUGGUGUUACCCGUGGCUCCUAUUCCUACCGAGAUGCCAAUGAUAUUCUGCAAACUGUAGACUAUACAGCUGAUGAUAGUGGCUUUCAUGUGGCUGCCACUAACUUACCAAAACCGGUGCAACAGGAAACAUUUCGUCUCACUGCAGAGCCGUCAAUUUCCCAUACAAUUUCCUCAGCUGUCGCUACCACAAAUUCCCUCGCUGCCUCAGAUACCGAUACUGAAUCAAAUACCUCAACUCGUACGUUUGGUGACACAAUUUAUACGUCGAGCGGGUUGCGCUUGGCAGAGCAUACAGCCGCUCACUCAAAAUCUUCUACAGAUCCAGCCAAUGUUCGCUCUGUGGAAUUGUCUCAGCCCAUGGCGGAUUCCCUUAAGGUUACCCUUACCCCAGCCAAUUCUGUAUACGUAAAUGAAAAGCCUCAUAAAGUUUUUGUCUCUUCACCGUUAGCUGUACCCGUUGCGAAAACUUUAGUGCCCAAGUUAUAUACGUAUGGUUAUCCGUUAACCAAGCAUUUUUAUUCGAAUGGAUAUUAUUAUUAAUUAAAUGUACCAACAAAAUUUCGGAAUUUGUGAGAAAUAAAGAAAUCUAAAGUAA